Molecule: messenger RNA, 8245 nt
Organism: Salpingoeca rosetta
Lineage: Eukaryota; Choanoflagellata; Craspedida; Salpingoecidae
Product: ATP-dependent RNA helicase RhlE
Exons: 33
Coding region: 232-7968 (2578 amino acids)
Molecular function (GO): nucleic acid binding; ATP binding
Source: RefSeq, a predicted model, not a curated record
CGAUUGCUCAGUCGUCACAUCAUCGUCGUCAACUUGUGUUUGGAUUGCAUUGCUGCUGUCUGUCACUGGCUUCACCGCUCCGCCUUGCUUGCCUUGCCUUCAUUUCCAACCAUCCACCCAUCGAGCAACCUUCAUCCCAGAUCAAGCAAACAAGUGAAAGCAACAGACACAGCAACAACACACAUACAUACACACACACACAAGCACACGCCACACGCCACUCAACAGUACAUGAUGCUGGGCCUGGACGGGGACGUGCUUCGCAAGUUUGUGCUUGCGGAGGAUCGACAGGCGAUUGUGGACCAGCAUGUGAAGGGCACCACCAGCCACUUUGUGCUCAGCAUCCUGCACGCCCUGAACAAAGGCCGCUACCAUGACGCAGAGGUGCUCCUGCACGAGUGGGACAAGGUGGCUCGCAGGCAGGGCCUUCCGCCAGACUACGAGCUCCUCAAGAACCGCUGCAUGCUCUGCCUCUAUGAGAAGAAGCCCGAGGACGUGCUCGCACACUUCCAGCGCGCCUUCAACAUCAAACUUCAGCAUCCAGCACCAACAUCUGCAACAUCCGAGCACGCCAGUCGCAGUGUGGCUCCGUCGAAGGUGGAUCAGUCACUGCUCGACUUUCCCAACAUCUCCAAGCGCAAGCUCGAAACUGACACGUAUCUGAACGACUUUACGGAGGCGGCGACGUCGUGGCUCAUGGACCGAUGGAAGACACUGAGCAAGGAGCAGCUCAACCGCCUGCUGCGCUCGCGUGUCACGUACCCGACACACCCAACCAUCGUCGACAUGCUGGUGGCCGAUAUGGCAAACGCCGUCAAGGCCAAGAGGAACAUCGACCUGCAUCCCGUGGUGGCGCACCUCUCGCUCGCCCAACUUGACAAGAUCUUCAAGGCAUGCUCCUCCGUCUCCAUGCACAGGGAGUUUGUGACCACGUAUCUGAGGAAGCUCGCUGCGACCUUUGACGCAAAGGCGCCCACCCGCCUUCACACAGACCAAGCGCGCAUGCAAGAGUACUUGGAGGCGUGCGUGGCGUUCACGUCGAAGCUGCCGCCCGUGUUCAACGACUUGCGCGCCGCCGCCAUCUUUCGAAAGCUGCAGUUCCUCGUGGCCGUGCAUGACGUGUACGAUGCGCAGCUGUUUGAGACGUAUCUCAAGCUGCCAAAGCGCGCCCCGCAGUCCAUUGCUCCAACACGCAAGGAAGGCGACAUUGCAUUCACGGUUGCGCACACGGGCCUGCAGCUUCCUGGUGUCGAUCUCUCAAACGAGAAUGACGAUACGCCAUUCAUCACCGAGUUUCUGGAGCAUCUCUUCCGCCAGAAGAGUGUGACAUCGCCCAAACCGUUUGAUCGCUAUCUCCAGGAGCGAUUUGUCAAGCGUGUCUUCGCCGAAUCCAAGCUGGCGAGCGGCGAUGACAAACCGGACACGCACGCCGCCGUGCUGUCUGAUCUUGGGAACGUGGAAGCAUUCAACAAGCAGAAACGGCUCGAGUUUACGCGGCAGAACAAGCAGCAGUACGGUGUGGGCGAACCCGUUGUGCUCAGCGUCGAACUCAAGAACAUCCCAUCCCUCGACGUGCAGGUGUUUGAGGUCAACACGUUCAACUACUACAAGGACAAGUCUGAGCCUGUGCCGGCCAAGCUCAACAUCGACGGUCUGCUCCCAAACCUCAAGGCCACGCGCUCCUACAAGGAGUUUCCGAGCAUCGCCAUCCAUCGUCACGAUCUGGAGCUGCAGGAGAUCAAGCGACGCGGCGUGUACCUGGUCGAACUCAGGGGUGGCGGCCUCAGCAGCCGAGCCAUGGUCUCUGUGGGGCAGCUGUAUGCAACCACGGCGGCUGGCGUUGCCGGCACGGAGGUGCGCGUGUACAACGAGCUGGGCGAGCACUUGCCCGAAGCAACCGUGUGGAUGGAAGGCCGCGAGUACGGGCGCAGCAGAGCCGAGCACAACCACAUCUCGCUGCCGUUCUCCAGCCACGCGCGCCGCGCAAAGGUGAUUCUGCAGCACGACGGGUUUUACGCGCUGGCGACGGUGCCGCUGUACGAUGAGCAGUACAGCUUCUCCUUCCAGUGCCUGGUCAACCACGAGACUGCGAUCCAAGGCAACUUGCAGGCCAGGCUGGUGCUGCUGCCCAAGCUCACCGCCAACGACGACACGUGCGUCCCGCCCACACUCAUUGCGCAGCCGCGCGUCACCACCACCUUCCGCGACAGGGCGGCCAACGUGCUGACGCAGGCAGACCACGGCAUUGCGUUCUCGGACACCGCCGACGUGGAGGUGGUGGUGAAGGUGCCGCCGGGCGCGGCCACGCUCGACGUUGCCGUCAGCGGCAGCAUCACCAAGCUGGACGGCACCAAGGAGCAGGUCUCGCACAUGACCACGCACCGCCUCCUGGACACGUCUGUCGUGGGCAGCCUCGUGCCAGAUGCAUCGAGCAUGCAGGCGACCAUCGACAACAUUUACCUUGUCAACACGGGCACUGCGUAUGUGCUUCACGUACGUGGCCGCUGCGGUGAGGCGCGCAAAGGCGUGCAGCUGACCCUCACCAUGCAGCACGCGUUCCUGGUCCGCGCCAUCACCACAACGCUGCAGACGGACGAGCACGGCCAGGUCGUGCUUGGGCCCCUCGCCAACGUGCUGUCGCUGCAGGCCACGCUGCGCAGCGGGCACUACCGCCGCUGGCGUGUGCAGGACAUUCACGGCAACCACCCACUGCCUUCCUCGCUCACAGUCAUGGAGUCUGAGGCAUUUGAUUUGCCGUUUGACAGCAGCAGCAGCAACAGUGGCAGGAGUGGUGCUGCUGCUGAUGCGGUGCGGCUGUUUGCUGAGGACGCCAACUCGGGCCUGCUCACCAUGCCCGUGGACAACGCAAUCACGUUCGCGCACGGCCACAUGCGGGUAACGCUGCCCUGUGCAGGGAACUACAAGCUGCUCAUCACACGCCCGAGCCUCGAGUCCAGCAGCGUCACGGCCAUUUCCAUCACAGCCUUGCCUCGCAACCUGCCGGCCCUUUGCCGGGGCACACUCCCACCGCUUCCCGCGUCCUCAUCAGGCGCGCGUGGUGGUAGUGGUAGCGCAAGUGCUGGCGGUGGUGCAAGGACGUACACGGCGUGCCCGCAGCUGGUGGGCGGCUCCCUGUCGCCAGCGCUCGUGCACGUGCGCGAAAUGUCGGCAAACAGAGACACCGGUGACGUGCGCGUGUGUCUUGGCAAUGCACAGGCCACCACCCGCGUGCACGUGUUCACGCGCUGGUCAAGCGUGGGCGAACCGGAACUGGAGGCCCUGGAGAGCGGGGACGACUGCCUUUCUGGCGACGACAACCACCACGCCCCAGCCGAUGCGCCGCCGCCAGAGUGCCGCUACCUCUCUGGACGCGUGCUGUCUGAGGAGCACCAGUACGUGCUGCGUCGCAAGGCCAUGCCGCCGCGGCUGGGGAACAUGCUGCCAAAGCCCACGCUCGUGCUCAACCCGGCUGAGGUGCGGGAGACGGAGACGCGACGGGAGCACCUGGAGCGCGAGAAGGCAUGGCGCAAGGACGACAUGCAGGGCGCCAUGGGCUGUCGUCGCAGGAUGCGUCGCGCUGGCGGGAAGAGCGCCAAGAAGAAGAUGUACGGUGGCGCCAUGGCCAUGCCAACGCUUGAGGCCGUGUCGUGCUACGACUGGCUGGAGACACCCGCAGCCGUUGUCACCAACCUGCGGCCCGCGGUGGAGGGCGCAGAUGGCAGUGGUGAUGGCAGCUCGGGCGCCGGGGUUGGUGUUGUGACGGUGAAGCUGACGAAGAAGGCGCUUGCUGCUGCAUCGCGGGUGUUUGUUGUUGUGGUGGACGAGGGCCAGCUCCUGUUUGACAGCACCGCUGUGUCGUCCACAAGCGCCACCAGCGGCAGCGACAGCAGCAAGGCAGCCGUGCCGCGCGCACGCGAUGUGCGGCACUCGUGGCCACACGACCUUGAAACGCCAUACGCAGAGCAACGCGAGGUGAUUGCUGUCAAUGCCAGUGAGCCGUGGUCGUCAUCGUCAUCAUCAGCGUCGCAAUCGGCAUCUGAUACGGAUGCAUCACCACCAGCGGCGGCUGCUGGGAGCAGCGCGGACGGGGCCGUGUUUGAGACGGUGGACACGGUUGGCAAGCUGUUUUCGUCGCUGGUGUCACUGCUGCCCAACAGCGACGCCGCGUCGGCGCUGAGCAAGUUCUCGUUCCUCGCGUCCUGGCCCACGCUGUCCACAGAGGCAAAGACGCAGCACUACGCGGACAACUACUGCCACGAGCUGAACCUGUUCAUCUUCAACAAGGACCCCACCUUCUUCGAGGAGGUCGUGCGGCCGCACCUUGCCAGCAAGCUGGACAAGGACGUGAUGGACUGCUGUCUGCUCUACUCCAACCUGGACGCGUGCCUGCCGGCGCUGCGGCGUCGCCAGCCGCUGGCGGACUGCCCUGCUGUCGAGCAGUUCCUGCUGGCGUGGCGCGGCGUGCUCUCUGCACCGGAGCUUGCGUCGCUGAUGCAGGCGACCACCAAGGACAUGCGCAACUCGCCCGAGAUUGCCGGGCUGUUUGACCGCCUCAUCACCGCCAAGCAGCAGGCCGUUGAGGAGGAGCAGCAGCUGCAGCACGCCCUGCACGCCAUGGCGGACGAAGAGGAGGAAGAGAGCGAGGCUGGCGAGGGCGCGAUGGGAGGCGCAGACAUGGACUUUUUCAUGGCCCAGCCCAUGGCGGCAGCGCCGCAAGCGGAGAUGAUGGAAGCAUCGGCCUUGUUCGACAUGGACACAACAACAGCAGCAGCGCCACCACCGCCGCCGGCAGCAGCACGCGCUGCCCCCCGCAUGCUCAUGUCAGCCGCACCAGCGCCCGGAGCGAUGCUCAGCCGCGCUCGCCGCACAGCAGAUGUGACGCGGGACCGCAUGGCUGCGCCAAAGCUGGCCGCCCCCGUGGGCAAGACGAAGGAGUACACGGAGAAGACGUACUGGGACCACAACGCAGAGAAGCGCUUCCACUUGCGGGUGACGCCCUUCUGGGCAGACUGCGUGUCGGCGCUUGCUGCCAGUGGUGCUGGUGACAGUGACAGUGAUGGUGAUGGUGUUGGUCGACCGACGUGCAUGGCGCGCACGUGGCUGCACGCGACCAAGACGGUGAAUGAGGCGCUUCUUGCGUUGGCCAUUGUUGACCUUCCCUUUGACAAUACCAUGGCUGUGGAUGAGGAGCAGCGCGUCACGCACACGGGCAACUGCUUUGUUCUCACGCGCGCACUUCGCCCCGUCCACACGCGCGAGGAAGGCAAGAUGAUGGUCUUCCAGACGUUUUUCGAUCCCCAGGGCGCUGUUGACGCCGCCGCCCCAGAAGAGUUUGAGACGGGCCGCGUGUAUGGAAGCCGGAUCAUCUGCACGAACAUGACGAGCACGACUGGGCAGCUGGAUCUCCUUCGCCAGGUGCCCAACGGAGCGGUGCCGCUGCCCACCGUCAGCAGCAAGCGCAGCGAGCACGUGCCUAUCUCGCCCUUUGGCAACCACCGCCUGGAGGUGUUCUUCUACUUCCCGCUUCCUGGCGAAUUCGCGUGCUAUCCGGCCUGCCUCUCCAAGGAAGGAGCACUUCUCUCCAUGGCGCCCCUGCAACGCGUCAAGGCUGUGACGACGCUGUCCACGUACGACACGACGUCCUGGCCCGCGGUCGCCGCGCACGGAACCAAUGACGAGGUGUUGGCGUUCUUGCGCGAGAAUCCCAAGAGCCAGGCGGAGAUCCACCUUGUGCUCUGGCGCCUGCGUGACAAGCAGUUCUUCCUUGAGUUGGUUUCGCUGCUGCGCAAGACAGGCGCGUUUUUCCAGAAUGUGUGGGCGUAUGCGUUUCUGCACCGGGACGAGGCGAGUCUUGCCGAGUACAUGGCCGCCAACCAGCGCCAGUUUGGGCCGGGCGUGCACGCGAAGCUGCUCACCACGCCAUGGAACCUCAACUUCAGGCACUCUGACUUCUGGCCGGUGAUCAACGCGCGUGCGCACAGCAUCACGGACGAGAAGACGCAGCUGCUGAACGACGCCAUCCUUGAGAAGCAGGCCGCUCUCUUUGGAGACCUUGCCUUCAGCGAUGCGCUCCCGCCACCAGCUCUGCCGAGCCUGUGCUACUUUCUCAUCCUGGAGGAUGAUGUGGACGGUGCGCGCACCAUGCUGCAGCGUGCCCGCGCGUCGCUGCGCGAUGAUGAGGUCUGCAGUCUUCAGCUCGACUAUCUCGAGUGCUACCUCGACUUUUUCAAGGGCCCCGAGCUGACCGCUGCACGCGAAAUUGUUGCCAAGCGCGCCAAGAUGUCCCUCCCCGGAUGGCAGUCCAAGUUCCAGAGCAUUGGGGAGAUGAUUGCUGAGAUUGACUCUGGUGAGGCCGUGUCGGCGGAAUCGCAGGCCCGCGCCGCCCUUCCCGCCAUGGACAUUUCUCUCGACAACAACGACGUCGUCAUCUCAUACUCGGGCAUGGCGCCCGGGGCGACGGCGACAGUGAGCUUCUACGUGAUGGACAUUGAGCUGUUGUUUUCCUCACAGCCGUUUGGACAGGACGGCAAGAAGUCAUCCAUUUACGUCCUUCCAAACAUCUCCACCAAGGUGCCGCUGCCUGACGGCAAGAGCUCUGUGACUUAUGCGCUUCCGUCUGGCGCCCGCACGCACGACGGCCUUGUUGAGGUCACCUGCGCCGGCCUCACCCGCUCCCUCAACUUUUUCUCCUCCCAACUCCGCGUCCAGGGCUUGGAGGAAGUGCUGUGUCAGGCGUGUGAGGACGUUGGCUACCGCCGUCCAACGCCAGUGCAGGAGGCUGCCAUUCCGCCCGCGCUGGAGGGCAAGGAUAUUGUUGGUAUUGCCAAGACGGGUAGCGGCAAAACGGCAGCGUUUGCCCUGCCUGUCAUGCACAGUCUUAUCAACGCGCGCCCACGCGAACGCCGCUUCCAUGCUCUCGUCAUGGCGCCAACCCGCGAGCUUGCACAGCAGAUUGAGGGCGAGUUCAAGGCCCUCGGUGCCACGAUCGGUCUCAAAACAGCCCUCCUUGUUGGUGGGCUGAGCCUGCAGCAGCAGCAGGACCGGUUGAGUCAGAACCCGCACGUGCUCAUUGCCACACCUGGCCGUAUCCUGCACCAUUUGGAGCGCACAAACGGCUUCAAGCUCAACAACGUCAAGUUCCUGAUUCUCGACGAGGCAGACCGGAUGCUGACGCCGGAGUUUGAGCGGGAAAUUGACCAGCUCCUUGGGCACAUUCCCAAGCGCCGCACAAACUUCCUCUUCUCCGCAACGUCAAACGACAAAGUGAAACACCUCAUGCACGCCGUCCUCCGCAACCCCGUCCACAUCAAAAUCAAGCACAAGGUCAAGACUGUGGAUACGCUGGACCAGCACUGCGUGUUUCUUCCGCUGCAGUUCAAGGAGACAUAUCUUGUGUGGUUCUUGCAGCGGCAGGGCUUGCAGGCCGAUAGCAGCGUCAUCAUCUUCUGCGAAACAAAGCGCGCAACCAUGAAGCUCGUGCUGAUGCUGCGCAAACUCGGGCUGCGGGCCACGUGUCUGCACGGCAACAUGUCCCAGGAAAAGCGCAUUGGCGCUCUCGCUCGCUUCAAGACACACAAGGACAACGUGCUGGUGUGCACGAAUGUUGGUGCGCGUGGUCUUGACAUCCAGGGCGUCGAGCUCGUCAUCAACUACGAUCUCCCAAAGACGUCCGACGUGUAUCUGCAUCGUGUUGGGCGAACGGCUCGCGCCGGGCGGUCUGGACGCGCCGUCACAUUUGUCACGCAAUAUGACGUGCCAUACUUCAAGGAGAUUGAGGCUGGCGUGGGCUUGGACUUGCCCGUGCGCAAGUACGACAAGGAGUGCAAGGAGCUGUAUGCGGAGAUUGACGAGGCGUCGCGAUACGCCACGCGGGAGAUGAAGGAGAUUGAGGCAGAGACGAGGACAAAGCGUGGCGGGAAGCGACAAGCCGGUGGUGGCAACGGCCGCUUCAAGAAGAAGAAGUUCUGAUUGCACGCGGCGUGACGGAGGGACCUCUCUUGGACGUGUGGACGUGUGGACGUGUGUGCAUGCGCACGUGUGUACAUUGUGCGUGAGUGCGUGCCCUUACUGCUGCGGCAUUUGCUCGCUCGGUUAUCGAUCCCUUCUUUCUGUUCAUUGCUGUUCAGCUGUGCAGAACAUUGUGUGCGUGUGCGACUUAUGUAUCGGUUGCGGCUGAAACGGCAGCUGCUGGUGUCGUGCGUGAUAUCGGGUUUACUCGACAACAAUUGAACCACAAAUCACAACA